UGGGUAAUUUUCUGCACCGUGUUGUUAAUAAAGCGCACACGGCCUCUCGUUCAUCACGGGUUUGUCUCGAGUGGUGUGACGGAGGGAUGGUGAGGUUCUUCUCCCAGUCCUGAUAACACAGAGAGAGAGAGAGAGUCUUCUAUCAGCUGCAGUGUGUUACAGGUGUGAUGGAUGUACAGGUGUGUUUUGCGCUCUCAUUGGUCGCUUUGUUGGCCGUCGUGGACGCUCAGGUGCCUCACUGGGGGGCGUGUCCCGAACCGAGCACUCAGCCUGCCUUCAACCUCAAACGGUUUAUGGGACGCUGGUUCGAGGUGGCGAAACUCCCGGCACAGUUUGAGAAGGGGAGAUGUAUUGAGACGAACUUCACGCUGACAUCUGAGGGGUCGGCUCUCGUACAGAGCUCCGAGAUUCUAAAAGGUGAAGUGAGGAGGAUUGAAGGAACUGCUGUUGUUGAAGACCAGAGGAACCCAGCUAAACUGGGCAUCAGCUUUUCAUACGUUCUCCCCUACACUCCGUACUGGAUUCUCUCCACGGAUUAUGUCAGCUCGGCCGUGGUGUACUCGUGCACGGACGUUCUCAGGAUCUUCCACGUGGACUUUGCUUGGAUAUUGGGCCGCGACCGCACUCUGCCCGAGUCCACCAUUCAGCGUGCUAAAGCCAUUUUCAUGGAGAACCGCAUCGACGUGAGCCGCAUGAUCGCCAGCUCACAGGAGGACUGCGGCAGAACCGUGUGGAACCGGGCUGUGUUUCAGUCCUCUCUGUAGUGCGCCCUCGCUCAAGUUCCCUUGGUCCUGAUCAUUAGAGUUGUUCUGUUUAUUACAUAUCAUUUCUUCUGCACAAAUUCAGCUCAUAGUGGAACCACACACACACAGGCUUCUACAAUCACACUUGUCAAACAGCGGUUAGAAUCUAAAACCUGCACAUUCUAGAUUGCAUAUUUCCAGCACUGUGCUGUCUGAGGAAGUUAGAACCAGACUCUCUUUCGCACAGAAACAUUUUAGAAUUCCAGAGAAUUCACAAAAAAGACUCUAGAACUUCCUUUACACUGCAAUAUGAAUUUUAGAACUUUUACUGUGAGGAUUGUAGUAUUCUAGAAUUGAGGAUGCUCAAAUUAGAUCCUCAGUAAACAUCCUAGAACCUUUGUAGUCUGGAGAACUCUAUAUUCUAUAUAUAAAUUCUAUAACCGUGAUCUGAAUUCCAGAACUUUGGCUAUGAGGAUUCUAGAACCUAACCUAACCUAAAUGCUGGAACCAGAUUCCCCAGGAGACGUUAGGAUCCUGUGAUUGCAGUCUGAAUCGGGGAACAUUUGCACUGGGUAUUGUAGAAUUCUAGAACCGUGCUCUCUGAGGGUGCUAGAGCCAGCCAGACUCCCAGUGAGGAUUCUAGAACCUCUUGCACUGGAAACCCUGAAGGGUCCGAUUGUUACCUGAAUGCUGGAAAUGUGGCUCUGAGAGUACGAGAAUUCUAGAAUGUUGCUAGUACCAGCAAAAGAUUCUAGAAGUUACUUUAGAAUGAGGAUUCUGUAACUGCCAUCUGAACUCUAAAACCGUGCUACCUCAGGACGCUAGAACCCGUGUCCUGAAGAUGUAAAAAUUUUCCUGUGAUCUAGAACCUUUGAACAGAGGUUUCUAGAACUCUAGAACCAACAUGCAUAGGCCAGACACCAUGAUGUGAAAUUACACAACCUGCACAAUGAUGAAUCUAGAACUACAAUCAUGAUAGAACCUUGACAGUGAGAGUCAAAUCCUCAUCUACAUUACUUGCACUGUGUGUGUUUCUGAUACUUAGUGUUUAUAGUUAACUGAGUCACGUGAUGCAUGCGCUUUCUAACUCACUGAUCCUGUAUGAAACGAGAAACACGAAAAUAAAUUUCCUAAACCACCAUCAUGCUCUCAGUGUGUCUCCUGUACUCCGUCCCCGUGUGGCCACUCGGAGAACUGUAGCUGAUCAGAAUCUGAAUCUUUUCAGUGAGUCAGGUUAUUUGACUCGGCUCCCCAGAAGAGUCGACUCUUUCAGCGACCAAACGGAUCGUUCUUCUAAACCAGAAAAAGUUUGCAACAUUACAAGUACUGUUAUUUUUUUGUGUAAUUGCGGCUGGAAUUCACACAUCAGUGAAAUCUUCACUUUCUAAAUGAACAGAAUGAUGUUACUGUUGGCUGCAUUUAAAAAAUAUAUAUUUUAAUCACAGUUAAACGAGUAACCCUGAUGUGAAGAAACCCAGUGAGUCACUGAGAGGACUGGGGACAGGAAAUGAGAACAGCACACAGCUUGGAAGAGUUUAUUUAAGUUUUUCAGGGGUUAAACAUAUAGUGUGUGUGUGUGUGUGUGUGUGUGUGUGUGUGUGUGUGUGUGU
This is a messenger RNA of Ictalurus furcatus (blue catfish), 2353 nucleotides long. RefSeq names its product apolipoprotein Da, duplicate 1 (gene apoda.1). The record is from RefSeq and is a predicted model, not a curated record. Lineage: Eukaryota; Metazoa; Chordata; Actinopteri; Siluriformes; Ictaluridae. Gene Ontology annotation, molecular function: lipid binding. Gene Ontology annotation, biological process: lipid transport; tissue regeneration; brain development. Bases 168 to 764 code for a protein of 198 amino acids. The transcript has 5 exons.